Messenger RNA from Gymnodraco acuticeps, 1398 nucleotides. RefSeq names its product protein ANTAGONIST OF LIKE HETEROCHROMATIN PROTEIN 1-like. The transcript has 2 exons. NCBI's taxonomy places the organism in Eukaryota, Metazoa, Chordata, Actinopteri, Perciformes, Bathydraconidae. Bases 308 to 1351 code for a protein of 347 amino acids. The record is from RefSeq and is a predicted model, not a curated record.
GGCGGAGCGACGCUGCAUAAAACUGCCGUGACCUCAUCUUCAAGGCGACACAGCUCACAAACACAACAAUGGAGGAUAUGGAAGCGAUCGUGUACUUGUUUCUUCGUUUGUGGUUUAUUAUCACAACAAGGAGUUAAGCUUUGUUUCAGAAAAGGCUUCGUAUAGCAAGACGAAAUACAGAAGAAGCUGACGGGAGAGUUUUGGCAAUCCUAAAACGCAGCAGAGACUACUACAGGACGUCUCUGAUCACUGCUAAACGACAACGCUACUUGAAGUUAUACAAUUUGCUAAGUCGCCGCCGCAGACCAUGUGUUUGGAAGUUCGACGAGCUACCGAGUGGUGGGAUGUGAUUGUUCCAUCUUUCACACAUACUCAGUGGGUGCAGAACUUCAGGAUGUCUGAGGAAACCUACACCUACCUGUGCAACAAACUGCGGCCAGCGAUGGAGAGACAGGACACAGCAUUCCGCGUGUGUAUACCUCUAAAGAAGAGGGUGGCCAUCGCACUGUGGAAGCUUGCGACCGGCUCAGAGUACAGAAGCAUUGGACAUAUUUUCGGAGUGAGCAUAACAACGGUGUGCCGGUGUGUGCAAGACUUCUGUGCUGCUGCAGAGACGUUCUUAGUACCGGAACUAAUUCGUUUACCAGACCGGGAGAAGUUUGCAGAAAUGGCUGACUACACUGAGAACAGGUGGGGGCUCCCACAGUGUGUAGGUGCUAUUGAUGGAUCACACAUACACAUCUUGGCCCCACAGGAAAACCACUGCGACUAUUUCAACUGUAAAGGCUGGCACUCCAUCAUCCUUCAAGGAGUUGUAGAUGGAAAGGGACUUUUCUGGAAAGUGUUUGCAGGAAUGCCUGGGAGCUUGCAUGACGCUCAGGUUUUGAGACUGUCCACAUUGUGGGAGUUGGCCAGUCGUGGCAACUACUUUCCAGCUUGCACCAGGAACAUUGGUGGGGUGAAUGCUGGCUAUUACAUCCUGGGAGACUCUGCCUAUCCCUUGCAAAACUGGCUCUUAAAACCGUUCCCUGACACUGGACGGCUGACAGCAGAACAGCAGAUAUACAACAGGAACAUUUGCAGAGCACGGGUAGUGGUCGAAAACGCUUUUGGUAGACUGAAGGGAAGGUGGCGUUGCCUCGUGAAAAUAAAUGACUCUGAUGUCAAACUUGUCAAAUCUAUGGUGCUGACAUGCUGUGCUCUGCAUAACCUCUGCGAGAGUCGUGGAGAUGCCUAUGAUGAUGGAUGGGAUGCACCAGCACCAGCAGCAGCAGAGCCUGGGGUGGCACAAGGUGCAGAGGAGGAGGGCGGUGACAUACGAGAGGGUCUGAUGCGCCACCUGAAUAGCUAAAUAUUCAUUGUAUUGAACAUAAAUAAAUAUGUUUUACUCUUUCACUA